Molecule: messenger RNA, 1778 nt
Organism: Diatraea saccharalis (sugarcane borer)
Lineage: Eukaryota; Metazoa; Arthropoda; Insecta; Lepidoptera; Crambidae
Source: the annotation of a GenBank genome assembly
UAAUCUACCAAAAAAAAAAAAGGUCUGUGGUCAGAUGUCAGAAAGAAGUGUUGUAAUUCUUGGGGAUUUUUGUGUUUUGUGCUGUUUUAUAAACCAAUAAAAGCUUUUCAACAACUGUAAUCAUCAUUUAUUAUUUUAUGGAGUCUGACGGAGAGAAUUCAACCAAUUUAGCAGAAAUGUCUUCCAAAGGCGUUGACAGCGAAACCUCUAGACUUGUAUCUACCAACACCAACGCAAACCCCAGUUAUUUAAAUAUAAUUAGCAAUAUAAGCGCUUUGACAUUUAUUGGAAUAAUCACAUAUUGCUGUUUUAAAGACGGCGUCAAUCUUUUCUCAUUCCACCCAACUUUAAUGGCUUUCGGGUGGAUCUUCAUAAUGACAACAGCUGUAAAUGCAAUAACACCUGGAGAUAUGGCAACCGAAUGGAUGCCAAUACGUCUAAGAAGUGCUCGUCACUGGCUUUUGCAGGUUAUUGGUGGUAUUGUCCUUCUGGUAGGGUUUUUAGUUAUAUUAGUUAAUAAAAUUGUCAAUGAAAAACCACAUUUUGCGACUCUUCAUGCAAAAUUUGGUUUGGCGUCUUUGAUAUUUAUGGUAUUAACUAUGCUGGGAGGAUUGGGCGCAUUGUACAGUUUAAAGCUAAAGGCAUAUCUUGCCCCCAUAUAUACAAAACUAUUACAUGCUUCUGUUGGGCUUAUAACUUUCACUUUAGGUAUUAUCACUAUAUGUCUCGGCUUGUUCUCACAGUGGUGGUCAAAAGUAGGAGAUGAUAUUUUGAGAUACAUAUCUCUGGUUUUGGUUCUAUUGGUUAUGAUAUUUACAGUUUUAAGACCUACAUUAAAAAUUUAUUUUCGUCUCAAAGAAAGGUUGGAAAAUUCAAACUAAAGUCAUGAAAAGUUAUGAGGUAUGCCAAAUCAAUCUAUAACAGUAUAUUCUUGUGGAAAUGAAAUCUAAUUUUGUGUUAUUAUUGUGAUAAUCUUAGUUUUAAGUGAAGCAAGUUUUAUAAUAUUUUUUAUAUUAUAUUUAUAAACUUACCAGUGGCUCAAAUUUCUAUUAUAGAACAUCAUUGUUAACUGAAAAUGUUCAAUAAUUUUCUGGGUGCCGAGUAUGAGUUUUCACAUUGUUUGUUAUGAAAUGAAUUUUAGUAAGGAUUCCAAAACAUUCAUAUAAUUUUUUUAUUGCAAUUGUUAACAAACAUUACAACUCAUACCAUACUGAAACAUUAAAUAAAUAGGCUAUUUAUAUCAGUGAAAAUAUUUUUAAACUUCAUAGAAAUGGAAUAUAUGUUGCUGAAUUGUUGUGAAUAUCAUUACUUUCAAAAAUUUGUCUUGUGUCAUAUUAAAAACCAUUUACUACAUAAUUUCCAGACCAUUUCACAGACUGCAUUUUGUACACUGAUUGGUUAAACACUCCCAUCUUUUAUGCAUGAUCAUGUUAUUUGUUAUGUAUUAUAUUGAUUUCAAAUUUAUUUAUUUACACAUAAUCAUACAACACAUUAUAGAAAUUUAUAAAACAACACACACAUAACAUCGGAAUUAUUUAAUAAUUUUCCUUAUAUUGUUAUUUCAUUUUCAACUUAUUUAGAUUUUUGUUUUGUUAAAUUUAAUAAAUGAGAACACAUUUAAAUAUCAUAUUGGUUUUUAUCAUAUUAUGAUAUCAAUGAUCAUAUUAUGAUAAAAACUAUAAUUAUAUUUAAAUAUGAUAUUUAAUUCAUUUACGUAAUACAAUGUGUAAGACAUUUAAAAGGUACCUUUUUGAAUUAUCAAAAAAGUGACCAUUACC